AUGGAGACGGAGCAACCCGAGGACGGGAGUCCUGUGGGAGGAGCAGGCCUGCUUUCGCUUUCGCCACGCUCGGGAUUAGCAGGGCAGUGUCUCAAGGAUCCAAACUUGGACAGGCACACCAGCAAAGCCAAGUCCCGGCAUUUCACGGUCAACGGUCUUCUGAGUGCCAAUAACACGCUCCAGCAGCAGCAGAACCAAUACAACCUGCAGCCAUCGAAUGACAGUCGCAACAUCUACAACAAUCCCUAUAUUCCGCCGCAGCAGCAGCAGCAGCAACAGCAGCAGCAGCAGCAGCUGCAGCAGCAGACGCAGCAGCGCACCGCCCACCUGUUCAAGGCCCUAGCUGCCUCCGCCGGCGGCACCAACAGCCUGACCCAUCCCUACGACUUCUCCAACUCAUCGUCCUCCUCCAACGCCAACAACGAGCACCAGGGAUCGUCCUCGUCGGAAGCGGAAAACGCCUUCCUAACUCAUAAUAACGGAAGUAUAGAAGUGGAGAACUGCCUGGAUGAACGGUUGCAUAAUAUGCAGGGCUGCAAAUUGAAUUAG
This is a messenger RNA of Drosophila erecta, 549 nucleotides long. RefSeq lists its product as uncharacterized. NCBI's taxonomy places the organism in Eukaryota, Metazoa, Arthropoda, Insecta, Diptera, Drosophilidae. The record is from RefSeq and is a predicted model, not a curated record. The transcript is spliced from 4 exons. The coding region runs from base 1 to 549 and encodes 182 amino acids.